Molecule: messenger RNA, 15698 nt
Organism: Ostrea edulis (European flat oyster)
Lineage: Eukaryota; Metazoa; Mollusca; Bivalvia; Ostreida; Ostreidae
Product: sacsin-like
Exons: 8
Coding region: 95-13348 (4417 amino acids)
Molecular function (GO): Hsp70 protein binding
Source: RefSeq, a predicted model, not a curated record
GUUGCUAAGAUCAAUAAGAUCUUAGCAACAACAACGAAGAGAGGGACAACAGUCGACAGAAAAUGGGAUAGACAGUGGACGAUUUCAGAGAGCAAUGUCAUCAAGAGUAAAGUACCAUCCAUUCGGACGAAACACCCUUUUGGAAGAGCUACAAAGCAUACUGCACGAGUAUCCUGAUAAUGAACAAAUCAUCAAGGAAUUGCUACAAAAUGCAGAAGAUGCAGGUGCUCGUGUGGUUAAAAUUGGAUUUUGUCCCUCCUCCAAAUCUGACCAUCUGCCGGAUGCAUACCGAAAGUAUUUAUCGGGCCCUGCUCUGUGCUUCUACAAUGACUCAGUAUUUGAGGAGAAAGACUGGGAGGGACUUACAAUGGUCAGAAAGAGCGACAAACAAGACAAUCCACUCAAAAUUGGAAAAUUUGGAAUUGGAUUCAAAUCUGUGUUUCAUGUAACAGAUACUGUGUGUGUUGUUAGUGGAAGAAAAAUUCUGUUCAUUGACCCAUUAUGUGAACUUCAAGAUCCCCUAAAGGUUUGUUCUUUUAUGGAAAUAACAGAUUAUGUGCACCAAGAUGUUUGUGGUCAGAAAGGACUAAAGCCGUUAUAUAACCUAUUUGGAAUUAGUGAAGAAACAAUCAGAAGUGGCGAAUUCAAAGGGACUCUAUUCUGGUUUCCCCUUCGGAACUCACCAUCAGAUUUGUCAGAAAAUGUAUAUACACUUGAAAAAAUUGCAGAUCUUUUGAAAUCUUUCAAAGAAGAAAUUGGUUCUGAACUGUUGUUUUUGACUUCUGUUGAAAAUAUUGGAGUUUACAAAAUUAACAAUGGUAACUGUGAAACGGAGUAUUCAGUUGCAUUAGAUGGAAGGUGUGCUGAGAAAGCCAGAAAAGACAGGGAUCUGUACAAAACAACAAUUAGAGACAUUGAGGAAAAAAUGGCUGAUGAUGAUCAAUGGAUUUUUUGUUGUGGGCCAGUAUGGAUGAAAAGUAUAGUUACAUACCAAGUCAAAAUGGAUGAAAUGGAAACAAGUCAAAAAUGGCUGAUAAUCCAGAAUUUCCACACCGGAAGCAUGAACAACGAAUUGUCAAGCCUUAUCAGAAAUCGGAGGUCAAAGUACAGGCCAUACAUUGGAAUUGCUGCUAGACUUGAUGAGGCUAUUCAAUCUGGUCAAAUAUUUUGCUUCCUGCCACUGCCUUUCGAAAAUGAAAGUUCCACUGGAUUGCCUGUUCAUAUCAAUGGAUUUUUUGCUCUAGACAGUAACAGACAACAUUUGAAGUGGCCAUCUCAAGAUCAGGUAGUUAGCGAAUCACAUCUAGAAAAUGACAUGUUGUGGAAUUUAUUGAUGGUUCAAGAAAUCUUGCCGAUUGUUUACAAAGAGUUUUUGAAGGCAUGGCGAGAUGAUUCACUAGGCACAGAGUUAACCGAAAAUUAUUUAGAGAUGUUUUAUCAUCAUAUCCCAAGAAUGUCAGCUGUGAAGAACCACUGGGCAUGUGUGGGGACUGAAGUACACAACCAUGUUCUACAGUCAGAAAUACCAUGCUUGCACAAAGGACAAUGGAUCAAAACUCAAGAAGCUUAUUACUCUAUUUUCUCAGAGAAUACAAAUGAGGAUGUAAAAAAUACUGUUAUUGGCUUUUUUGAAAAUAGUACAAAGAAAGUCAUCAUUCUUCAGAGACAUGAGGACCUUUUUCAUUUCUGGAAAAGUAUAUGUCCGAGAAUGAAAUGUACAGAUCCCAGAGAAACUAGAAAUCUUCUUAGAAGGGACUACAGAUAUAAACAGUUAGGGGCCAGAGAUAAAGGACAUCUCCUCAUCUACUCCUGCAGCGAUGAAAUUCUCUCUGAUUUAAAUGAAAUAGAGCUACUACCAUUGCAUAAUGAUGUGUGCCAGUCUUUUGAAGCAAAAAGGAAUGGACAUCAGAAAAGUUUCUACCUUUGUGAAAAGGAAGAAUUCGAGAUAUUGAUUGGCAAAGAAGAAUGUUUGGUUAUGAAUACCUCAUCUAAACUUGGGAAGGUUUUGAAGUCAAUUGCCUCAUCAGGACACUAUUCUUUCCAAAGGUUGCAUCAAAACACCUUUUUUCAAUUUUUGAAUGAAGUUGUUUACAUGCAAUGUAAAAAACAAAGUCCGUUCUUUGUAAAGGAUGGCAGAACCGUUUUUGGAGAGCUUUGGCUAAAGAAAGUAUGGAGAUAUCUCAAAAUCCACUGUCCGGCAUCUUUGGAUCCUGUUAAAGAUCUCUGGAUGGUGAAAACAAAGGAAUCAUACAUCCUGAAGAAAAUAUCUGAUUCAUUUAUAAGUGAAACCAACAUGGCUGCAUCUAGCGUAGAUGUCUUAGGAUAUUUCAAAAUUUGGAUUGUAGAUAUGGCAUUCCAUGACCAUCCGCUGUUUGCACCUGGGAAAGGAGUUGUUGUGGAUUGUACAGAUGAUGGGAAGAGAAAGCUUUUGCAGCGAUGUAUAAAGAAUGGAAUCAGUUCAUUCAACACAUACUGUUCCGGUACCAUGAGAGAAUGGUUCAAAGACUUCUUGCCUAUUACUUUCGAUAAAGGAUUGGCCUCAAGUGUAAAAAGCCUUGCGAUGUUCAAAUGUUAUUCUAGCACCGAUGCAAGAAGUCAGAUUGGAUAUACAUCAUUGGAACAGUGUCGUGAAGUGUAUGUUGGAGAUCAGGACUUUCCAAUUCCGUUUCAUGCUGCAAUGAUUUUGCCAGGGACACAAAAAGAAGAGAGACUUCUUUCAGAACUGUCUGCAGUGAAGGUGGAUCUGGGUGGUUGUACACAGGAAUGCAUAAGAAAAGUCAGUGAAGGACAUAUUUCAUUGAAUGAUGAAAAUUUGCGGAGAUUCUGCUUUUAUGUGAUAAAAAAGCAACCAGAUCUUAGAAACUGGAGAACAAUUCAAAAAGACUUGAAUUCAAUUAGAUUUAUUAAGAAUGGAAUUGGAAAACUUUGCUCUGCAAACGAACUUUAUUAUCCGAGUGAUUCAUUUCUGAAUGAACUUUUUCUCUUGGAACACAAAUUCCCUGAAGAGGAUGGAAGAGAAAUUGAUCUACUGAGACAUUUGCAAUUCCAGAGAAAAAAUAGUCAAGCAUUUCAGUUGGAUGUUGUGCACACUUGCCAUUUACUUGAUUCAAAGGUUUUGGAUAAUAAAUCAAAUUUGAGAAAGUCAUAUGCUCUACUGCAGGUUUUUAGACAAAGUCCGUCCCUUUUAAAAUCAGUUUUCAAACCAAUAUACCGAUUCAAAAUACUGCCCUCUAAACAGGAAAGGAGCAAACACUAUCCAAAGACAAUGGAGUGGUAUUCAGAUUCAAUGAACCUAGUCUCUUUGGAAAUGGUGUACAAUUCACGUUUUGAGUGUGUUGUUGGAUCGGUUUUACCAGUGCCUGCAAUACAAUGGGAUGAAUAUGUUGACAUUACCAAAAGACCACCAUUUUCAGCUGUAAUCAACCAUUUUGGUAAAAUAAUUCAAAGUUACAGCGAGGAUGAGCAUGCAGAAUAUAGCUACAUCAUGAAAGAAGUAUACCAGUUUUUAGCUAAAGAAUAUCAAAAUUUUGCUUCAUUGCUUCCCCAACGAUGUAUUUUGACAGAAUUCGGAUUUAUGAGGCCCACUGAUAUUUACUUAGAUCAGAGCAAAACUGAUUUAGACUUGGAACCAUAUUUCAUCCCUUUGCCAAGAGACUACAAGACACUAAGGGAACUUUUUAAGGAACUAGGUUGCAAAAAAAAUCAGUCUAGUUUUCUGCUAGUUGAAACCCUCCACAAAAUAAAGAAAGAGCAAUCCGAGAUGAAUUACAUGACUGAUAUUAAUCAAGACCUAGACAAAGUAGAGACAAUUUUGAAGAAGUUGUCAGAAUGCUCUGAAGGGGAGUUAUUUAAACUAAGAGAUGCGAUCAUUGUACCAAUCCACAGUGAAGAUUCAAACAUACUUAUAUUUCGUCACGCACAGGAAUGUGCAUACUCUGAUUCAGAUUGGUUCAGCAGAACAUUCACAGAUGAGGAUAAAAUUUGUCUGAUUCAUUCAAAAAUUGAUAAAGAAAUUGCCAAAAAACUUGGUGUGAAGUCCUUGAAAAAAUUCACAUUGUCAGAUGCAGAGGAACUUUGCUCAGAAUUCGGACAAUCAGAACCAUUGACUCAGCGUUUGAAUAAUUUAUUAGAAGAAGGGUAUACAGAUGGCCUUUCUGUCCCUAAGGAACUUAUUCAAAAUGCUGAUGAUGCAGGUGCAUCGGAAGUGUAUUUUCUGUAUGAUGAGAGAGAAAAUGAGGAUGCGAAAAGUUGUCUCCUAGACGCUGGAAUGGAAAGAUGUCAGGGACCAGCUCUGUGGGUUUUCAACAAUGCAGUUUUCUCCCCUACUGAUUUCGAAAAUAUUCAGAAACUUAGUCGUGCAACAAAGAAAGAUGACACAACAAAAAUUGGAAAGUUUGGAUUGGGAUUCAAUGCAGUGUACAAUUUAACUGAUGUUCCAAGUUUUGCUAGUGGCAAAUACUUAAUAUAUUUGGAUCCACAGAGAAAAUAUUUAGGAGAGGCCAUUUUGCAUGAGAACAGUCCAGGAAUAAAGCUGAAUCUUCACAAUAAAAUCAUGCUUCGGAAACUUGAAAACCAAUUUAAGCCAUUUCAAAAUGUGUUUGGAUUCAAUUCAUCGAAGUUUUCAAGAAAUGAUGUAUACAAUGGAACAUUGUUUAGAUUUCCACUAAGGACAAAACAACAGGCUCUUGGAAGUGAAAUAAGUAGCAAGGAAUAUUCACAGUCAGAGAUGGAGAAACUUAUGAAAUUGUUCUGCAAAGCAUGUGGAAAUAUGCUUCUAUUUACUCAGAAUAUAAACAAAAUCAAAAUAUUUCAUGUGGGGAAAAACUGCACUAAUCCUGACAAGGAGAUGGAAUUAGUUCUAACAGUUACUAAAGAGGAAGAUCAUCAGCAAUUACAGAGACAGGGCAAUGAAAAUAUUUUAACUGCUGUUUCAAGACACUGUAGCAGUUUGGUUCAACAUUCUGGAUUUUUGUUCACCUGUGUAGCAUCUAUUUUGUUUGAGAGCAAAGGACACACAUGGGUUGACAUAACUUUUCCAUUCAAAGAAAAAACAGACUGGAUUAUUUCAUGGGCCGUAGGAGUAGAUGAAUCAUUAAGACUAUUUCGGGACAAUAAAAGUGAUGGAGCACUUCCUCUUUCUAGUGUUGCGGUCCCUGUGAAUAUGAUGAAUAAUGGCAUUUUGGCACUUCACCUUGAUGCAGAUUUCAACAGGUAUGGAUUCUACAACACAGGUCAUCUAUUUUGCUAUUUGCCACUUCCCAUAGAAACAACGUUGAACUUUCAUGUGAAUGGGAAUUUUGCUGUUUCAUCAGAUCGUCAAAGAAUUUUGAUUAGAAGUGAAGAUGAUAAAGAUAACACAAAACAAACAAUAUGGAAUUGCGGAUUAGUAUGUGAUGCUACUUUGGAAGCCAUUCUGGAGUUAUUAAAGGCAAUAAAAAUUGUAGCUGUCGAAGAUUAUUCUUUUUUUGCCCUUUGGCCAACACAGACAUGUGACAGCUUUUGGCAGACUUUCAAGCAUGAAUUUUACCAGGCGAUUUUGCGUCGCAAUUUACCUCUACUAAAGACACAUUGUGGUUGGAAAACAUUUCAAGAGUGCAUGUUUUUACAUUCAGACAUAGAAUGUGACAAACGCUUAAAGGAGACAGCUUUAGACAUUUUGAAGAGCAACCCACUUUAUGGAAAAAUUGUCACAGAAAUACCAACUGAUGUGUAUAGAGAAUUUGAAAGUCAUAUAGCUGUGGAUUUUAGACAACACAUCAUAACAUAUGAGACAUUUAUCAUAGAAUGUUUUUUACCAAAUAUAUCAAGUUAUCAAGGAAAAGAGUGUGAUGAAAUUGUUUUGGGAGCAAUCCGAUCGAAAAACAAAAAUAUCCUAGAUGCUCUGAUGGGAACAAAUUGUAUUUCAACCAGCACGAAUGAAUUACGUAGAGAACCAAGGGAUCUCGUUCAUCCCCGAUCAUCUGUGUCUGGAUUAUUUUUAGUCGAAGAUGAACGAUUCCCCAUAGACAUAUUUUGUCUUGAAAAUGAUCUUGAAAUACUCGCUAGACUUGGAAUGAUGAAAGAUGAAAUACCUUCAGAACUUUUGGAAUCACAGACAAGAGACAUGAUUAACCUGUCAAAGCAGUGCUGGGAAUGUGGGUUACAUCGCUCAAUGGAAAUUAUGAAGUAUGUACAUCACAUGUAUGACAGAAUACCCGAAAGCACAAAACAGAAUAUGUCCAAUAUGCCAUUUCUUCCAGUGAAGAGUAAACCAUGUGAUUGGCCAAUUAAAUGGCAAAAUGAAUCCUUGGCAGUAAACCGUUCCAAAAAGAAAUGUGCAGUUCAUUACAGUGAUGUACAUGAAAAACGAGUUUUCUUUGAAAACCCUGGUAAAUUGUUCUUUCCCAGAACUGAAAAAUUGGUUGGAAGCACUCAAAAAAUUCUGGGUAAAUAUGAGAUGUAUAUGUCAUAUUUCAAAGAACUACGGGCUCUUGGAGUUAAAACUGAGGAACAUGUAAGACUGGAAAUGUUGAAACUUCAGCUUACAGAAAUUACACGUGAACCAAAAAAUGCUGAAAAUAAAACAAUUGAAGACAUGUGUGAUGAUAUCUAUGCUGCUCUUGAAAAACGACUGCUGUCCAAGACCAAACUUGAAGCAAAAUAUUUUAUUCAGGAUCAUAUGUCAAAUGUCCCAUGUAUUUUGACAGAAAAGACAUUUGCCUUUCCGAAGCAGGUUGUAUUAGCUUUGCCGUACGAUUGUAGUCCUUAUCUAUUUUGUUUAAAAUCAAAGUUUGCUCGUCAUUUUCCGAAAUUGAUGGAGACUUUAGGUGUUCGAAAAUUCUUUGAACCUGAGGAAGUUUUGGCUGUCCUUGCAAAAAUUAAAGACAGAUACACAGAGAAGAAAUUACCUGCAAAUGAGUUGCAAUUGGUUUGCAGAAUUACAAAUGUUUUGGAAAAUUUUGAGUAUGUUUCAAAUGAUACACUUUUCCUGCCUGAUAUUAUUGGAUUUUUUUUCCCAGUGCAUGACCUUUGUUUAGAUGACUGUUCUUGGCUUCCAACAACAGAAUCAAUGAAUUUUCUGAAUACAGAAAUUACCCUUAAAGUAGCCAAACUUGUAGGCAUAAAAUCCAAACGAGAACAGAAUAUUUUUGAUGAAUCUGAGGGAUUCGGAGAUGCAUUUGGACAACAAGAAUGUUUAACAAAUCGUAUAAAACGGAUUCUAGAUGGUUAUCCAGAAAUAAAUAUCAUGAAAGAACUUCUGCAAAAUGCUGAUGACGCAGGAGCAACAAAGUUACACUUCAUAAAGGACUUCCGUAUACAUAGGUGUGACCAUGUAUUUAGUGAAAACUGGAAAGAAUUACAAGGCCCUGCCUUAUGUGUUUUUAAUGAUAGUGUAUUUACAGACAAAGACAUCGAAGGAAUACAGAAUUUAGGAAUUGGAAGCAAAGGAGAUGAUCCAAUGGCAACAGGACAGUAUGGAGUUGGGUUCAAUGUUGUGUACCAUUUGACUGAUGUGCCAUCGUUUUUAACAAGAGAUUGUCAAACUUCCCAAGACACAUUGUGUGUCCUAGAUCCACAUUGCAGAUACAUUCCACAUGCAUCAGAGAAGAAACCAGGAAGAAAAUUCCGAUAUGUUUCAAAAAAUAUCAAACAGCAAUUUAAAGAUAUAUUGCCUUGCUAUUUUGAUGAGAGUGAAUUAUGGAAGUCGUCUUCUGGAACUCUGUUUCGUUUUCCAUUACGAUGCAAUAAGGAAUCUCUGUUGUCUUCAAGAUUAAUAUCCUGCGAAGAUAUUGAAAAACUUCUGAAUGAACUGAAAAACGACAUGGGGGAAUGUCUCCUGUUUUUGCGCAAUGUAGACAAAAUCAUGAUUUCAUCUGUAGACGAAAGAGGACUUUUAGUUAAAGAAUUUGAAGUUUCUGCAAAGAAAACAAUGAUAUCACCAGAAAUAAGAAACACAAUUGUUCAUAAUACAAAACAGAAAAUGAAGGAGAAUGCAAUGUUUUUGUGUUCAAUGGACAGAAAAGAAUCCAUUUAUUACUUACAAGUUAAUAUCAAUGAACAAGUAGUUCAGGAAUGGUUGAUUGUCACUGGAUUUGGAUUUCAUAACAAAGAUGACAUUCCUGAAACCAUCAAGGAAGCUUACAGAGAAAGAAGACUUGCUUUACUACCCAGUGCUGGAAUUGCCAUUAUUCUGAAAAACAUGAAAAUUACAUAUAAGGACAAUAAAAAGGUAUAUUCACGUUGCGAAGAACAGUUGAAAUUUGGAGCCUAUUGUUUUCUUCCUCUGCCUAUUGAAACAGGUUUGCCAGUGCAUAUAAAUGGGCAUUUUGCAUUGGAUCAUGAAGCUCGUCAUAAUAUAUACUGGCCAGAUAAUGAGAGUGCGGAUUUGAAAAUUACAUGGAACAAAACUAUUAUUAAAAACGUUAUAGUGCCUACAUAUGCAAUAGCCAUCGAACAUCUAAGAAAUGUGCUAUUCCCAGACUCUGUUUCAAAUCAACCUUGGGAUCAUUUGGACAUAUUUCACAGAGUGUUUCCAUCAAUGAAAUCUUUGAAAGAUAAAGUUUGGCAAUACGCAGCUGCAGAACUUUAUCGAUUUAUUAAAAUCAACUGCAAAUUCUUUUCAAUCGUUCAUAGAGAAUAUCAGAGUAUUGAUAUGUCAAAAGCAGACAAAACUACAGCCAAACCUAGUGAAGUAGAAGAGCAAAUUGCAAAUAUGCCUGCUGCUAAUACAAUAAUACAUGAUCAACCACUCAAAGUAACAUGGACUACAUUGCAGUGUGCAAUUUUUGAUGAUAUACGAUGGCAACUGAGGCCCGAGUAUAAAAAGGAUGGAUAUUACUAUACUUAUGGCAAGAGCCAAAGGAAAUUACACGAAGAUUGCUCAAAAGAGUCUGAAUUUCUUGCUGGAUGUUUAAAAGAUCUUGGAAUGUUGCUUAUCGAAACUCCACUUUGGGUGUUUUCCAGCAUGAAGGAUGCAGGGAUAGAAAAUGUUCAAACUGUAUCUCCAAAGGUUGUACUUCAGUUUUUGAAGACCUAUAAAAUGGGCGUGAAGAAUCGAUGUGUAAUUGAAAAAGUUGAUAUUCCUGUCACACAUACAAGAAUGCGCAAUACGAAUGUGGUCAUAUCUCUUUUGUAUUAUUGUGUACGUGAUAAAUUAUUAACAGCCACUGACUUUGAACAUGUGCCACUCCUUUUGACAGCAGAUAAUUACCUUCGUGAGUUUCGGAAUGAUUGCAUCAUCUACUUGGCAAAAUUUCCAAAUCUUCUACCAAAAUCAACAAAUGUGAUGGCUCAUCUUGGACAAAUACGCACAUUAGAAAGUUUUUCAACUCUCCAGAUAUUUGUCAAAAAGGUUGAAAUAGGGAACUUUGCAAAGCUUUUAUGCAACAAUAUUUCGUCCGCAUAUUGUACCAAAGUUAGCAAAGUAUGGAAUCAAAAAUCAGAUAACAUUCCAAAUGUACAAUGGAUGAAGUGCUUCUGGGCUUUUAUAGCACAGAAUUCACAUUCCUGUGUCAAAGAAGAGCAAGCAAAAUCUAAAGACACAAAGGUGAAAGAGGAGUGUGAGAAGGCAAAAUCUAAAGACACAAAGACUGAAGAGGAAUGUUUAAAGGAUUUUGCCACAAAUAUGUUGAUGCUUUUAGGGGAAUGGAAUUUUGUCCCAGCACUCGUAAAGAGAAACAGUGAAAUUUACGAUUGUUUUAUUUUCUCACUUUCACAUGGAAAGAAUGUUUUCAGACCUAUUUUUGGAGAAUGUUCUGAUGAACAGGAUGCAUUAAAGGGUCUUGAUGUACCAUUACUUGAUGAACGGUGUUUGCCAAGCUUCAGAGAAGGAUUUCAAAAUAUUCAUUACCUGCCUGCCCUUCUGCAGUCAGUAGUUUCAACAGUUAAAAAUGUAAAGGAUAUUUUAGAUUGCCUUUACCUCAAUUCCAGUAGACUCAACCGAACCCGUCACCAUAAUUGUUUAACUGUUUUGGAAUAUUUUGGACGGAACCUUAAAACUCUUCAAGAAAACUCUCAUUCCAAAGAAAGACUUGCCUCCCUUCCACUUUACUAUGACAUCUUUCAUGGAUGUGUAAGUGUUCAAGGGGAAAAUGUUAUAAUUUUGCCUGACAGUGUUCCAAAAGAGGGAUUAAAGGAGUGGAGCAGGACACAAGGUAUUUUGUUAAUCAAAGAAGAAAGACAUCUAACAGAACUUUACCUUUACGUUGGAUGCAGAAACGUCACCGACAUUGAAUUUUACAUUAAUUGCUUACUUCCAGGCUUCCAUGGCCUGCCACCACCUACAGUAAUGUUUCAUAUGAAAUAUAUCAAAGAUGUAGUGCGGCCUUCAUUGCAAUACAAAUCUAAAAAAUACCAACUACAACAAAAACAGUUGGAUGCAUUACUGCAAAAAACCCCAUUCUUACCAACAGGUAAUGAUGAAUAUGCAUGUGCAUGUGAGUUUUUCAACCCACAUAAAAGCAUUUUUCAGGUAGAAAACCGCCUUUGUAAACCCUCUGAAUUACCACCCAAACCAUUUAAUGAUUAUGAAUGGGAAGACUUUUUAAUACAUUGUGGAAUGAAGAGUGAAUUUACACCAGAAAUAUUCUUGGAAAUUGCUAAUCGAUUGCAAGAGUUGGGAAAUAUGGAAGGCAUAACAGCAGUGGUGCAAGAAAAUUCGGAAAAUCUUGUCAGAAUUUUGUUUUGUUAUGACUCAAACUUGCGAAAGAGUUUUCCAUUUAUGAAUGAUGUGAAACAUAUUCGUUUUUUAUGCCCACACCCAGUUUCAAAGAGACUCACAAAGGUCGUGCCACAGCAUGAUCAUGAUAGAAAUUUGAUUUGCUUUCAAAAAUCAACUUCUCCUUCAAAUGAGCUAUUAUGCUGGUCUACUAUGAAACUCGUAUCUGAAAUGACACGUGAUGCCAUGAAGGUGUUGCCAAAGAAUGAUCAAGUCAGAGAGGCUUUGGAAUUGUAUGAGACCCCCCCAAUGCUGCAUGUUGUUAAUCAUGUGAAGAAUGUAUGUUCUUCAAGAAAUCAGUUGUCAGAGCUUAUAGCUAGAAGUAAUGAAAAUGAAAAUACAGUCACAAAAAUCAUGUCACAUGUGUAUUUGUAUCUUCAACAAAAUAUGUUAGACAUACCCGUUGCUUCAUUAAGAGAAGUUCCAUUCAUUUUUAUUAAAAAUAGAAAGGUUCUCACUAUUCCACAACGUGUAGUUCUAAAUAUGAACGAAGAUGAGGAGAUCCCACCCUAUCUCUACAAGGCACCGGUAUACUUUGGACAAUAUCAGUCAGUUUUUCAAGCCUGUGGAGCCGUAGAUACUCUUUUAUGUAAGCAUCUCGCAAAUGUGCUUCAUGAAAUAUAUGUAGCAUCAGAAGGGAAUGUAUUGGAGCCAAACGAACGAAAAAGCACUAAAAUGGCUAUGCAACAGCUAUUCAGAAAGCUCAAAGUAGAAAAGGGCUCAGAAAUAAUUUUACCUCUAUUGUAUCUGCCAAGCAAAAACCACAAUUUGGUACGCUGUGAUGAAAUGGUAUUUGUCGAUGACCAACUAAUUGAACAACGGAUCGGAAGUUGUAUGCCAGACUUGGAUUUUUUCAUUGGGUUUAAAGAUAUGGAAAUGAUGCAUGUUUCAGAUCCACUUGCAGAAAUCAAUCUGCUUCCAGAAAGACAUCGACCUAAGCUGCUUUCAAGAAUAGUCACUGAAAAAUUGAAACCGGAUUGUAAAGAAAUAGAUGUACAGUCAGAUCUUGCUUGGUGCCUUCAACAGUUUCUGCGAAGUGAGGAUUUUUUCUUUGGUCUCUGCAGACUUGUCAGACAUGAAUUUUACAAAAAUGAUAGAAUGUUUAACAAAGCUCAGCAGGUGGAGAUUUUUGAAAAAUUGCAACUUGUUUCCGUCUUUCAGUUGGGGAAACUUGAAACAGUACUAAUGUAUAAAAAGUCAACGCUUUUGAACACCGAAAAGCGGAGAAAGGUUUUUGGAGAAGAAGUAUAUGAAGAUACAAAUAACUCUGCAGAAUUGUGCAUAUACUUCAAAACAAAGCAAAAUGUUAGUGCCGCCUUUUGGAUAAAUGACAUUGCCAAAGAAUUGUCAUCAAUCUUGAAUAGAUUCCUUGGUGACGUUUUGCUAAAGAACCAAAUGUUCUUACCAGAUGUAUUGAAAUGCAUGCAAAAUCCCAGUAAGAUUGAGUAUGAACUAAAUAAUAACGAAAUCAUGGCUGUAGAAAUGGGACAGGUUUUGAAUAUUUUGCCUUUCAUGCCUGAGCUGGGAACAGAGAUUUCCAUUUCAUUACAUCACCUAUUGGACAAUUCAUGCACAUUCAUCGAGACGGGACAAUAUGUAGCAUAUGAGGUGUAUGAUCCUAUUGUAGAUGAAGAUGAACCAAAAAGUGGAGAUAUGCCUGUCUAUAUUUUAGCACGGGUAAUAGAAACAAUGACAGAAUGUGUGUUUCAUGGACCCAAUGCUGAAGAAUGGAAUAUAAAAUACAAGAUUAAUGUAGGUAGAGAAGAAACAUGUGUUGCUGAAGCAUCACGGGUAUACAAGUUUGUUAGAAAGGAUAAAGUUGAUACAAAUAUUGAUGUGGUUGAUGGCGCAGUAGUCUUCCAUUGGAAUAUUGAUAGAGUGAAAGUAUACAUCAGAGAUGUAAUGAGAAAUGCUUUUGGAAGGACAAAAUCGGAAUUCAGAAGAACAGUAAAGAGACUUUUACUUCAAUAUCAUCCUGAUAAACACACUGAAAACAAAGAUUAUUAUGAAAAUCUUACAAAAUUCAUCAAUUUCAUUAAAGAAAGACUUGAAAAUGGUGAGGCAGUCGAAGAUGCUGAUAUAUUUGCCUCUGACAAAAGCAAUUCUCAAAACAAUUAUUCUACUUCUGAGUUUUGGAGCUGGUGUUAUAAUCGUGGAUCUGCAUAUGCCAGAAAUAGCAGAGAUUAUCCUGGUUCAAAAGACAGCAGCCAUUCUUCAUUCUUUCGUGCUUUUAAUGAAAGCGGGUCCCAACCUGGUCAAGCAAAAAGAUGGUACAAACAAGCUGAGAUUGAUUUCAACGCUGCCUCCACAGAUCAAAAUGGACCAAAUGCUUAUAACUGGGCUUGUUAUAAAUGCCAUCAGGCAGUGGAAAAGGCACUGAAAGCUCUGCUAUACCAGAUUGAUGCUGAUAAAGUUUCUCUCAACACACACAGUCUAUCAUCUUUGGCGUAUUCAGUGGGUGAUGUUAAUCUGUCAGGACUUGUUGGUUGUCUGGAAAGUAUUACUGGAAGUUAUUUCCGGAUGCGUUAUCCUGAUGCUGUUCCUGGAGGUAGUAUUCCGUCUGAUCUGUACACAGAAGAACAUGCAAGGAGGGCCAUAGAAUGUGCACAGGAAAUUUUGCAGAUAGUACGACUGAGGAUCACUAGUUUGUAAAUGAAUGCAAAUCUUGGAAUAUACUAUAUGUACAUGUAGUUGUUGGAGGAAAAGGUGCAUGUAUUCCUGCCACUGAAUUCAGUCUGAUAUGAAGAAUCCACUUGAUAUCGAUGAAUUGCACAUACAAACUUUUAUUCAUGCCACUGAAUUCAGUCUGAUAUAACGAAUCAACUUGAUAUCGAUGAAUUGUACAUACAAAAUGUUGAAAACUGCAACAUAUCUUUGAAUCUUUUCGUUGUAACUUUGUCAAAAUCCAGUGAAAAUUGAUAUAUGCAUGAAUUAUGUACUAUACCUGUGCGUUAAAAACCAAAUUUGUAUAUAUAUUGCUUAUAUCGCUGUAAUGAGUAAUGCUAUAUGUAAAAAGGCACUGAUUUUGUUGCAAAUUGAAUAUACAGUAAACACACUUAUGGCAAAGUGCUUGGGAUAAACAAUUUUGAUUUGCUAUGCAGUCAUUAAGAAUGUAAUGUGUUUUAAAACUACAGGGAAGGAAAAUCACUUCACUGCAGUGAUAAUUCAUUAUAUGCUGCACGUGUUUUAACUGCAUAUUUAUCUGUUACAUGUAUUUUGAAAUUUGUACUGAUGAUUGACAAAAUGUGGAUUUACAUUGUAGUUGAUUUUAACGUACAAUUUGACUUUUCAAGUACGUCUUGUAGCUAUGAUGUUGCAAUGUAUAUUUUAAGAAUGUAUGAUGUAUUGUUUCAUAGAGAGAAUUCAUUCACAAUCGUGUUUAGUAUAAAUUGUUGUAUAACUAGUUGUUAUGUUACAAAAUGUCUGUAUUUUAUGAGGAUGUAUUGCAUUUCCUAAAGAACCAUAGUUUUAUCUAUAGUUUUACUAGUUUUCUUAAGCCAGUUUUGUGGGCGAAUGGGAAAUUUACUCCUCAGUCUCCCAAUUAUUGAAGACUGGAUUUUUUUUUAAUAUGUGUAUUUGUAGAAUAUGUUUUAUUUGUCAUUAUUUCUAUUACAAUGUAUAAGGAUGUGAAAUAUGUAUUCGAUGUAUAUAUUGAAAUUUUAGUUUUAUUUUUAUUAUUGAAGGCAAGGUUUAUAAUUCAUAUUACUACACAUGUACAGUGAUGGAUUUAUUUUCUUAUAUUUGACAUUUGUUGUCAAGUUAAUUUAACUUGUAAAUUUAGCUUUUCAAGUACGUCUUGAAGUUAUAAUGUUGCGAUGUAUAUGUUGAGAAUGUAUGAUGUAUUGUUUCAUAGAGAAAAUUCAUUUAUAAUUGUGUUUAUUAUAAAUUAUUGUGUAACUAGUUGUUAUAUGGCAAACUGGCUGUAUUUUAUUAGAAAGUAUUGAGUUCCCUAAAGAUAAAAAUUAAGUUAUUUUUGUCUCAGUUUGGACACGGAGAUGUCUGUAGAGUAUAGUUGAUGUGUAGUUUAAUGCCAGUAUUAGCCGACACAUUCAUUAAGAUAAAAUCAUCAUUGUGAUCACUGUAUUGAUCAUGAAAACUUAACCAUGUUACUGGUCGUGUCCAAUCAGUCAGUAGAAAUCUAUGUACAGCACUUUGUUUAAUCUGAAAUGUUGUUGUCCAUAGUUUAAGGUAGUUAAUAAACGUGUAUAUACAUUUCAGCUGAAAACAUCAACUACUACUGUUAUUAUUAAAUAUUGUUUAUAUCAAAAUCAUUUAUAAGCCUUAUUAAGUCAGUUGUAGGCAACUUUUUUGUAAACUCUAUGAUUAAAGUACAAUUUUUAUAAAGUAUUGCAAUACCCUGAUGAAAAUUAAAAGGUAUAUUGUACUAGUAAUGGUCUGCCUGUCUUCAACAUUUACCCAAGUCAAAAAUCAUUGAACCAUAAUACUGUGUAAGUUAAGAUAUUCCAUACUUUCACUGUAGUGAAUAUAUUGGUCAAUGUUACAGCUUUAUCAAGGUAAAGGAUAGGUAUACAUGUAUAUAGGAGUUGUGAGAUUGAUCAUUGUUCGCUAUCUUCACCUUUCAUAUACGUAUACCGUUUUAAGAUAGAUGUCAUUUAAUGUGAACAUAAUGGUUCAAAAUCUGUUUAAUCAUUAAAAUUAUCUUUCCUCUUAAUUUAAACGUUUGAAUUGUUAAGGGAUUAUGAUGUACCUAAAAGAUUGUACAUUAAAUUACCCAUCUAGUUGAUUAUAACAUUCUGAGUGUAUUUGACAUUCUAUAUUGCAACUAAUAGGAUGCACAUGCAUACCUAUAACCAGAAUAAUGUGGAAAUUAUGAUUAAGUUGUUAUUUUUUCACUUGGGGAAAAUACAACUUCUAUUCCGCGUUCAUGUAUGUGAUAUGUAUGUUAUGUUUAAAGUAAAUUGAGGAAACUUAACUUGCAUUUUUGAAAAUAAUUUUGAAGCAAAUUAAUCAAUGUACAUUUAAAUAAACUGAUUUAAGAUUA